UCCUUAGAUGGUGGUGGCAUUAGGGGCAUCUCAAUACUUGUUGUCCUGGAGGAGGUUUUGCAUCGCUUGCAACAAGCUGAAAACCUUUCUUCCGUGCCUGUUCCACCUGACUAUUUCGACUUUAUAUGUGGUACAAGUCAUUUGAUAAUUGGUGCAACCCACCAGACAGCCGGUAGUACACCAAUCCAAAACGCAUAUUCAGGAUUUGGAGGAUGA
This is a messenger RNA of Hyaloscypha bicolor E, 216 nucleotides long. RefSeq lists its product as uncharacterized. The record is from RefSeq and is a predicted model, not a curated record. NCBI's taxonomy places the organism in Eukaryota, Fungi, Ascomycota, Leotiomycetes, Helotiales, Hyaloscyphaceae. The transcript has a single exon. The annotation marks the transcript as partial.